GGUCAACGCCUUGAGAAGAAGCUUGAUGAAUUGGGUGCUUCAAUCAAAGGGAAAGGCACUCGUGAGGGUCCGCUGCUGGUGGGACGGAAGAUGUGUUGACCAGUCUCAAAUGAGAGAAUGAGGAGUUGAAGAAGAAAUUGGGGGCACUUAUGAACCAAACGGGUGACGACAAGGUCAUGUAUCUGCAGCAAGAAAUUAUGGACUUGCGCAAGCAGGUGACGCACAAACAGGUGAAUGAGGAUGCUAUUUUUGCGCUGAAGCAGGAGAUUAGUGAGAUGAAACAGUCGAUUCUUAUGAAGGGGGACUUGGAGAAGGAGGUCGCUGGGCUCAGGAAGGAGGUGAGUUCACUACGGGGACAGAAUGAACAAGCCACAAUCGAAACUAACCAAUGGAAGGAUGAAGCAUUAAGACCGGGUAACAAGAGGGGGAGCGUCACUGUGAAUACGCCUGAAGGCCCGGGACGAGGCACGCCGAAACCACAAUGGACCGAUAAUGUGCGGGAAGCUGACAAAUGGAGAGAGGAAUAUCGAAAUCUGCGGAAUCUGCAUCAACUGGCUAACGUGGAAGCGGAAGCUCUGAAAAAGAAGCGCUCCGAGGCUGAAAUGAAACGAAUGGAGGCGGAACAGCAGGUUAAGAAGCUCGAAGAGAAGAUGAGCAAGUUGACUGCUAGUGGCGUUAAAACUAGACUGGGUGGGGGAACUAAUUUGAAAGAACGUUUGGAGGAGGUGGCUCUUCGAUCGGCGCAUAAAGGUGUCAAAGCCACACCAGGGAGAUUUGGCGGGAAAGCUUCCGUGGCCGAAGUGUCUAAUACGGCAACUGAGGUUAAUGACCGGGAGGAGUUUAUUGAGGGAGAGAAGAAGAAAUUGAGAUUACUUAGAAAGGCUGGGCUGGAGCCUUUGUGCAAGGAAGAAGGUAUCAAGAUGGGGAGGGUCGAAGAGACGAUUUGCGAACUGGCCGAAUAUCGAGCUAAACUAAGAUUUGGGACGUCAUUGCGGGAAGGAGCGGCCGCGAAAGAAGCUUGCUCGUUCGUUGAUGUGGAAGAUGACUCGUCCAAGGGAACAUGCGAUGGAGAGAACGGUGACGAGAGAUCCGUUGAGCUAUAGGGGGGCGUCCCAGACGUGGCAAAGCUUUGGUC
This is a messenger RNA of Chara braunii, 1135 nucleotides long. The record is from the annotation of a GenBank genome assembly. Lineage: Eukaryota; Viridiplantae; Streptophyta; Charophyceae; Charales; Characeae.